Molecule: messenger RNA, 6291 nt
Organism: Amphiprion ocellaris (clown anemonefish)
Lineage: Eukaryota; Metazoa; Chordata; Actinopteri; Pomacentridae
Product: collagen alpha-5(IV) chain-like
Exons: 52
Coding region: 187-5211 (1674 amino acids)
Cellular component (GO): collagen trimer
Molecular function (GO): extracellular matrix structural constituent
Source: RefSeq, a predicted model, not a curated record
AUCAGCAGACUGGAAGCCAAAUGGAAAAGCUUGGAUUUUAACUAGAGCAAUGAUCCAGCAUCACCCGAAGUACAGCCGUGGUGAGUGUGAUGCAAAAGCUGGUUGCUGAGGAAGGCAUUGAAAAAGACUUUCAUCACCCCAGCGGUUUACUCCCAAGCUCUUGAUCCAAAUGCAGCAAGAAACAACAUGGGAAGGCUGAUGUUUGUAGCUCCUCUGAUCCUAUUUGCUGUGAUGCUGAUGGCGACUGAGGGAAAAAAUUGUGCAUGCAAUGGGAAAUCGAGAUGUCUCUGUGAAGGAGAAAAAGGCAGCAGGGGAGACAAAGGUUUUCCAGGAGAGACAGGUCCUCCGGGGGUUGCAGGCCGUCCAGGAUCAGACGGUCACCGUGGGCUGAUGGGACCAAAGGGCAGCACUGGGCCUGAUGGACCUCCGGGAUCAAAAGGAGAUCCGGGACUUGAAGGCAAAGAGGGAUUUGCUGGGUCUCAUGGCUUACCGGGUGUCCCAGGCUUACAAGGGCCUCCAGGGCCUCCAGGGGCCCCAGGCUGCAAUGGAACAGAUGGAGAUGCUGGACUUCCUGGUCCUCCUGGGAAUUAUGGUCUUGAUGGGAAUCCAGGUCCACCAGGUCUGCCUGGACCUAAGGGUGAAUCUUUCAUAUUAACCCAUUCACAACGUGGGCCUCCUGGGCUGCCUGGAAGAGAUGGAAGCCCGGGAGAUCCAGGUUUCCCUGGAGGGCAAGGGCCACAAGGGAACCCUGGAUCAAGGGGGUCUGUUGGGUAUCCUGGUCCCACAGGGGCUCGAGGAGUUAAGGGUCAAGAAGGCACAAGUGGUAUCCCAGGACCUCGAGGACCAAAGGGCACAGAGGGACCCCGAGGCCCACCAGGGCCACCUGGUCGGGUUAGAGAAUACCUGACAGAGAGCCUCGGUGUGUUGAAGGGGGUAAAGGGACAACAAGGUGAUUUUGGAGAUAAAGGCUGCAAGGGUGAACCAGGAGAUGCUGGCUUUAGCAUUUCUGCAAAAGGGACAAAGGGAGACAAAGGACUGCAGGGUCCAGAAGGAAAGCUCGGGAAGGAUGGCGACUCUGGACAACAUGGAGUUAGGGGAAGGCCUGGACCCAAAGGUGAUUCGGGAUAUCCAGGGGCACCAGGACCACUGGGUGAAAAAGGAAACAGAGGUCCACCUGGUCCACCUGGAAAUAUAUAUGGCCCUGUGACACAGCCACUUAAAGGAUACCAGGGUGAUCCUGGUUCUCCAGGCCAACCUGGGGUCCCUGGGCGUCAAGGCGUUGUGGGAUUCCCUGGACCUCAUGGACCUCCAGGCUAUGGAUCUGGGACUUCUGUACCAGGCCCUCGUGGUCCCAAUGGAUUGCCAGGCCCCAAAGGAGACCCUGGAGAGCCUGGAGACAUUUAUCCAGGACGACCAGGUCUAGAAGGGGAUCCUGGUGACCAAGGGCCUCCUGGUGAUCCAGGCCCACCUGGACCUCCUGAAGACAGAACUAACAGGAUUACCAAGGGUCUCCCAGGCAUGAAGGGAAUGAGGGGUGUACCUGGACCUGUUGGAUAUGAUGGAACAUUUGGAAUGAAAGGAGAGAAGGGGGAGCCUUGUUAUGAAUGUGAAGGAUCAGGACCUCCAGGACCUCCGGGUCCCCGUGGUGUGCCUGGCAGUCCUGGCUAUAAUGGAGGACCAGGUAACAAAGGCGAUCCAGGGUUCCCAGGACCUCGAGGUUCACCUGGAAGUCAUGGUCCCACUGGUGAACCAGGAUUUUCUGGCCCUCCAGGACCAAAGGGAGACUCAUAUUCCUACAACACUCCUGGGAUAAAGGGUGAAAAAGGAGAGCCAGGACAGCCUGGCCGGCGGGGUCCAGAUGGCAUCCCUGGGUCUCCUGGAUUACCAGGUCGCAAAGGCAAUCAAGGACUUCCAGGAGAUUCAUAUCCCUACCUUGGUGCUGUUGGAGACCGUGGGUUCCCAGGCCAGCCAGGGCUUCCAGGCAGCCUAGGACCAGUUGGCUACCCUGGGCCAGGAGGUUAUGGGCCUGAUGGAUUUACAGGAAGUAAGGGAGAUGCUGGGGUACCUGGCCUGCCAGGACAGCCAGGAUUUCCAGGCCAAAAGGGGGAACCUGGCCACAUCCACAUCAGAGGACUUCCUGGACCACCUGGAAUUAAAGGACGGCCUGGUUCACCAGGAGGCCCAGGUUAUCAAGGGGCACCAGGUUCCCCAGGAUCACCAGGUGUUCCAGGACAGAAAGGGGAAACAGGCAGUGUGUCAGUUCCUGGACAGCCGGGGUUACCAGGAAGGAAAGGUGAAAAGGGGCAUCCAGGAGUCCCAGGUCCUCCAGUCAGGGGCUUUCCAGGUCAGCCAGGUGCACAAGGUCCUCCUGGUCCUCCAGGACAGAAGGGUGAGGGUGGCCUUGGUUAUUCUGGCCCUCCAGGCCCCCAAGGGCGUCCAGGUGAAGAUGGAGAUCCUGGGCCAGUUGGUAAUCCUGGGUUCACUGGUCAACCUGGAAAUCCAGGACCAGGAGGGAAUCCAGGGUUUCAAGGAGAUAAAGGAAGAAAAGGCCUUGUAGGUCCUCCAGGACUGCCUGGUAGCAAAGAUUUAUGUGAAAGUUUACCUGGACAUCAAGGACCACCAGGACCAGAUGGUUAUCCAGGACCUCCCGGAGUUAAUGGUUUGCCAGGUGAGAAGGGAAAUGUAGGUUCACCUGGGUUUGGUCGUCCUGGAGCUCCUGGUGAGCCUGGUGUCCCUGGACCAUCAGUGCCGGGUCCAAGUGGGCCUCCUGGACCAACAGGGAUUAAAGGACUAACUGGUGUGCCUGGCCAACCAGGACUGAGAGGGGACCCCGGACCAGACGGACUAUCAGGAUAUGGACCAGAAGGGUUGCCUGGAAGUAGAGGGGCACCAGGUCAAAUAGGUGACUCUGGCCGACAAGGAGCCAGAGGUCCUCCAGGUUUUCCAGGCACGAAAGGAGUACCAGGCCCCAGAGGUCCUCAAGGGUACCCAUCACCACCACAAAACUUUACUGGAAGCCCAGGCGAAAGUGGUGUACCAGGUUACCCUGGUCUAGCUGGUCCCGAUGGAGAGCCAGGAUACAAUGGACCAAAAGGGCAGCGAGGAAAACAGGGACUACCAGGGAGUCCUGGACAAAGAGGUCCUCCAGGUAUUCCAGGUAUUGAUGGAUCAGAGGUCUUACCAGGAAAUCCAGGACCUCCUGGACCCCCUGGAGAUCAUGGACCAAGAGGCCCUCCAGGGUACAAGGGACUUAAAGGAGAUCCAGGACUCCCUGGAGGACCAGGACCUAAUGGUGCUCCAGGGUUACCUGGUUACAGAGGACCUGUUGGAGAACCAAACUACCAUGGCUAUGGCCCACCUGGGCCAAUAGGACGAAAGGGUGAACCAGGAUUAAUUAACACUUUUGUGAUGAAGGGACACAAAGGAGAAUCUGGUAUUGGAGGUUCACUAGGUCUACCAGGAAAUCGCGGAGCCAAAGGAAACCCAGGAUCCAUUGGAGCAAAUGGUUCCCCAGGCAAUCAAGGGCCAAAAGGUUCAGAUGGCCCUCCAGGGGGCAAAGGACGACGAGGGCCUAUUGGAUCAGCAGGUAACCCGGGUCCACCAGGUGGCAUUGGUUAUCCAGGUUCUAAAGGCAACCAGGGUAAUGAUGGGAUCCCUGGGCCACCGGGGCAGAAAGGAGACACUGUCGUAAUACCAGGGAUGCCAGGGAGGCGCGGUGUCCCAGGUCCACCAGGUCCUCCAGGGGUGCCUGGUCUUCCUGGCCUCCCUUCUACAGGUACCCCUGGACCAACAGGGGACAGGGGACGUCCAGGUCCACCUGGUAAUAUGGGUCCAAGAGGACCACCGGGAUCAGAUGGGCUAUGUGUUUCUGGGUCUAAAGGAGAUCGUGGUCGUCCUGGCGGCCCUGGAAGCAGAGGCUAUCCCGGCCCACGUGGCCCUCCAGGUCCCACAGUCCCUGGGUUAAAAGGAGACAGAGGGGAUCCAGGGUUUUCAGGGAGUCCAGGUUAUAAUGGACAACCUGGAGAUUCAGGCCCUGAAGGGCCGCCAGGUCCAAGAGGCAGACGUGGAGGCCCUGGACCAAGAGGUGAUUCUGGUCCUCCUGGAUACCAAGGGCCCUAUGGAGACAAAGGAGACCCUGGAUACAUCCCAGGUUCACCUGGUUUUCCUGGAGCCAAAGGUUUUCCUGGACGACCAGGUCUUAAAGGUGAACCAGCAAUUGGCAGAGCGAUAUACGAACCAGGGCCUCCUGGUAUACCUGGUCCCCCAGGCAAUCGAGGACCCCCAGGGAGCACUGGUCCAUCAGGACCAUCGGGGCCCCCAGGCCCGCCAGGUGUCAAAGGAAGGCAGGGUUCCAGCCCACCUGGCCAGCCUGGAUUUACUGGACGCAAAGGAGAGAAAGGAAGAGCGGGACUGCAAGGUCCAGAAGGCAGACCUGGAAGCCCAGGAGUCAAGGGUCCAAGAGGUUUGCCCGGCAGAGGGGGUUUAGGUUAUGUGGACAGUUUCAUGAUUGUCAGACACAGCCAGAGUAUCCGGGUCCCCGACUGCCCUUAUGGCACCAGCCUUCUGUACAGUGGUUACUCCUUCCUCUUCAUCAACGGAAAUGAGAGAGCUCAUGGUCAGGACCUUGGCACCACAGGGAGCUGUCUGCCUCGCUUCACCACCAUGCCCUUCCUGUUCUGUGAUACAGAAAGUACCUGCCGCUUUGCUUCUCGUAAUGACUAUUCAUACUGGUUGUCCACUGACACACUUAUGCCUGCAGACAUGGUUUCUAUCACAGGGGACAGGCUGGCUUCCUACAUUAGCAGGUGUUCAGUGUGUGAAACCACCUCCAAUGUCAUCGCCAUCCACAGCCAGACAACUGUAAUACCACAGUGUCCCAGAAGCUGGGAAUCCCUAUGGACUGGAUACUCGUUUGUCAUGCAAACAGGUGCAGGAGCAGAAGGAUCCUCCCAGCCCCUGGUUUCUCCUGGCUCAUGUCUGGAAUAUUUCCGCCAAGUGCCCUUUAUCGAGUGUCACGGCAGGGGAACGUGUAACUACUACCCUGAUUCCUAUAGCUACUGGCUGGCCUCCCUCGACCCGAACAACAUGUUCAGUAAACCGGUUCCUCAGACAGUGAAGGGACCUUCUCUACAAAGUGUCAUCAGCCGAUGUCGGGUCUGCAGGAAACCACAGCAAUACAACACUGGUGAAAGACGUGGGGACACUUUUUAAUAAUAAUUAUGUUGAUUUUCAGUGUCAUUUAAAGUAGAGAAAUAUGAGAAAUGUGAGAUAAUGCAGUGUAGGUAGUUUGUGUUGUGUGUUUCUGUUUUUAAACUGCUGUGUUCCUGCCAUGAGUCUGUGUUUGAGUCUUCAACCAUCACCUUUAAUGGCAGUUGUUUUAAAAGCGCUGAUGAUCAUAUGCAUUACUUAAAGUCAUUAUGUGUUACAGCUGUAGAGUGCCGCAGGUGUGUAAUUAUUUGAGUGUUGCAGUUUUUUUCUCCACAGAGGUGUGCAUUCUAUCUUAGAUUUUUCAUCUUCCCUUUCUCACUUUAUUUUGUUAAUAAAACAACCAAGUGGCAUGUUGAAAAGAAGGCAUCUGUUACCAAGACAAAUCUAAAUUGUGACAAUGUAUGCCUUAACUGAUAAAAACACAACACCUACACCGCCCAUUUGCAUUUUCCAUUUAACACCAAAAGGUAUCGUUGAGUGUUUUCAUUUCUUUUCUUUUAAUUCAAAUGUCCUUAUUUGUGCAACCCACAGCCAGUCUAAUGAUAAAUAACUAACCCACCGUAUCACUGACAUGUAUUCGGUGCUUCAUUCCAAGUGAUCUAAGAGGGCUGGUGCAGUCCUGUCAGUGAAGGAUGUAAGAAAUAUAUAAUUAGGACAAAAUAAAUGGCACUUGUGUUCCUGUGACACCUGGAUGUUGUAAAUGUGAUGCUUGCUUUGGGAUUCUUAUGUGUUUUCAGACACAAAUAUGCAGGCAUUUUCACCCUCACUCUAAAAGCAGUUGUUUUGAUUUCAGUAUGUGAAAUCAUGCAUGGAAAAGAUUAAAUUCCAUGACUCAUAUUGCCUGCAACUUUUUCCAAUCCAUUUCUAAAUGUGCUGUGGGGAAGCAACACUGCAAUCAAAACAGGGCCGUCUCUGUAGCUUUGGGACAAAAAAAAUAUAAAAUGCAUAUUCAGAUUUUAAGAGGAAAUAUUUUAAGCUGUUCUUUUAAUUAUUGUUAUUAUUUUACAUUUUAUAUCUCUAUUUGGGUUUUCAAUUAGUGAAAGGUAUAUUAAUGUAAUUAGAAAUAAAGACAAAUAAUGGUUA